GUGCUGAAUCGUUUCCUAAGCAGGCGUUGACGAGCGACAGCGACAACGGCAGCAGAGACGUGUGUGCGGUGGUGUUUAUUGCGGUGUGGGUGCGACGGGUCCUUAUCGUGGAUUUUGUCUUCCCCUGUCCUGCACGGCAGUGAACCGCAUCGCGCUUUCUUCUUCUCUACCCCGUUCGCACACUGUUGAAGCUGUUCGGCUCCGCUAUCUUUACUUUUGCUUUUGUUUUUUAACGAUCGAUGUUAACACGUUUCUGGUGUUCUUUUCUGCUGAUUGCCAACUCGUUUUCGUUUUCCCUAAAUCAUUUGUUGUUGCUGAAAACACGCAGCUGCAACGGAUCAUUCUUUCUUGUUUUUCUUUGGUAUUACUAUUUCCCUCCAUUCACUUGCGGCCAUCAUCGCGGAUGCGUGCAAAGCACCGGAACCCCAUCGUGGCGUGCUGCUUGGUGGUCUUCUUCCUCGCGUUCUUCAUCGGCAUUUUGCUGGCCUGCGCGCGUCGCUUUAACAACGCCGCCAUCGCACGCCGCGCACGAGAGGCGGAGCAGAGCGCAGCGCAAGCCGUUGCCCGCGCCGAGCGCCGCCGUCGACACGGACCUGCUCUCCCGGAAGCGGAGGCGGCGCCGGCUACGCUGAAGUACCAAUGCCCCGCCCUCGGCAACGUCAUCAUCAACGACGCGGAUGACUUCAAGAAGCUGCGCGGGGAGUUGGUGGAGGUGGAGGCGUCGAGUCUGGGCGACGCGGUGGCCAACAAGGAGGCGAACUCGCUGCAGCAGGGCAGUGCGCCCGCUGCUGCUGCUUCAGCCUCUGCGGCGCCGGUCGGACUCGCGGAGACGUUUGUCGAAGACAGCAAUGAACCGUUAUCUACCACCCGACGUGCAAUCCUUCGUUCGACCGUCAUGGCGAACGUCAGCCGUAAUAGGGCUAACAAAGGCCUGGAAAUCGAAGACGGUGCGACGCCGUACGGCCAUUCUCUUGAGGAGGGAGGCUUCGUGAUUGUGGUGUGCGGCAACCGUGUGGGCGACGCUCCCAGUGGCUCACAUGGGAAUGAAGAUUCGGCCGCUUUUGAAGCAUCCACUGGCGAUGCGGCGGUGGCGCCGAGCGCAAGUUCGGAGGCCUUGCCGGCUGCUCGCCCCACAAUGCACCUCUACCGAUGUCUGCCCUCGAACUGCGUCUACGGCGAGUCGAAGUACACCACCACGAAUGAGGAAGAAGCUCCUCGGGGUGGCGCAGCAUGGAAUCAACACGGGGACGAAAAGUGGGUGUAG
This is a messenger RNA of Leptomonas pyrrhocoris, 1264 nucleotides long. RefSeq lists its product as hypothetical. The transcript has a single exon. Bases 404 to 1264 code for a protein of 286 amino acids. Lineage: Eukaryota; Euglenozoa; Kinetoplastea; Trypanosomatida; Trypanosomatidae. The record is from RefSeq and is a predicted model, not a curated record.